UGCCGGAAGUCCACAGCGCGGCGCGUGCGCGGAGGAAGCCGGAGCGGCGUUGAGGCAGUGUGAAAAGCGGUAUCAAGCGCUGCGCGUCGCCAUGCUGUCCCCCGAAGCGGAGCGGGUGCUGCGGUACCUGGUCGAAGUGGAGGAACUGGCCGAGGCUGUGCUGUCGGACAAGCGGCAGAUUGUGGACCUGGACACCAAGAGGAAUCAGAACCGAGAGGGCCUGAGGGCCCUACAGAAGGACCUGAGCAACUCUGAAGAUGUGAUGGUUUGCUUUGGGAACAUGUUCAUCAAAAUGCCUCACCCUAAGACGAAGGAAAUGAUCCAGAAAGAUCAGGAGCACCUGGAUAAAGAAAUAGAAAGACUCCGGAAUCAACUUAAAGUGAAAGUUAACCGCCUCUUUGAAGCCCAAGGAAAGCCGGAGCUGAAGGGUUUUAACCUGAACCCCCUCAACCAGGAUGAGCUUAAAGCCCUCAAGGUCAUUUUGAAAGGAUGAGACCCAAACAGCAGGAUGGGGGACCUCUACUAGGCCCCUCCAGCCUUGACCUGCAAGGACAGGAUUGCCUCUUUAAGGGACAGGCAUCAAGAAUGUGGCUUCUGCACAAAACCUUUUUCUGUAGUGCUUGGCUGCUUUGUGACAAGAGAGAACCCUUAGCCUGUUGUGUGUGCUUGGCCUGGCUGCCAGAGCUCGGUGGACACAAGACCUAUUGACAGCCCCUGACGGCCAUCUGUAGGUGUGUGGGGGUGUGAGAUGGCUGCAGCCGGCACUUCUCAACACUAGCCUGCUGUGUGGAUGGGCCCGGCCAGGGGUGGAGGGAGAGGCCGGACUGGGAGCUUCGUUCCAGUUUUCUGCAUGGGGAGGCAUUUUCUGGCAAUAUGUGUGACAGUUGGAAUAAGGAGGAGACAGACAUUCACUUCAUUGUGAAGCAGACAGACCCUGAGUGCCCCACACCAGCUGCAGGGUAGGCACGUUUCCCCGGUGCCCCUCCUGUCCGUUUUCCUGCUGGCUUUCCAUAGCGGUGCUGUCAAUCACCCUCUGUGGUUGCUGUGGAGAUGGGAGGCCUUACAGACUGCUGGCCCAGGGCAGGCAGGCAGUGUCCUUCCUAAUGUGACUCACCAUGGAGCAUCCUCACGACCUGACAGCAGGGCUUGGCUAGCUGGCCUCACUGCAUAGUGGGAAUGUGCUGUGAGAGCAGAACUGGCCUCUUCCCUGAGGCUCAAUAAACAUGAACAAACACA
This is a messenger RNA of Peromyscus leucopus (white-footed mouse), 1236 nucleotides long. RefSeq names its product p53 and DNA damage regulated 1 (gene Pdrg1). The transcript is spliced from 5 exons. NCBI's taxonomy places the organism in Eukaryota, Metazoa, Chordata, Mammalia, Rodentia, Cricetidae. The coding region runs from base 92 to 493 and encodes 133 amino acids. Gene Ontology annotation, biological process: protein folding. The record is from RefSeq and is a predicted model, not a curated record. Gene Ontology annotation, cellular component: prefoldin complex.